UUCCUUGAAAAGAGCGGUGAGGCUGGGGAGCAAUAGUUCCGAGGCAGCCAGUUGUUACAUGGCUUUUGUCUUAAGGAAGCCACCCAUUACGGUAUGAUGAUGUCAAACGUGAUGCUGAUGCUACAGUUACAGACACAGCCCCUGCUGGCGCAGCCUCUCUGAUUUUCUCUCCCUCUCCGCGUCCAGCGCUGGGCUUUUUCAGGCAAGUGCAUCUCCUAACCAGGUCACAUUUCAGCGGCGACCCACUAUCCGUCAGUCACUGGAGUCAGACCGCAGGAGGAGGGCUGAGGAAGACGGCAGCGUUUGCUCGCCAACUGCGGGGUGGGAGGAAGGACGUUCAAAUACUGCAGAAGUCGAGACCCCCCAGAUCGAACCCGGACCACGAUGCGCACCCCGGGCUGCGGGCGGCUGGCGCUGCCGCUGCUGCUCCUCGCCACGGCCGCCCUGGCCGAAGGCGACGCCAAAGGGCUCAAGGAGGGCGAGACCCCCGGCAAUUUCAUGGAGGACGAGCAAUGGCUGUCGUCCAUCUCGCAGUACAGCGGCAAGAUCAAGCACUGGAACCGCUUCCGAGACGAGGUGGAGGAUGACUAUAUUAAGAGCUGGGAGGACAAUCAGCAAGGAGAUGAAGCACUGGACACCACCAAGGACCCCUGCCAGAAGGUGAAAUGCAGCCGCCACAAGGUGUGCAUCGCCCAGGGCUACCAGCGGGCCAUGUGUAUCAGCCGCAAGAAGCUGGAGCACAGGAUCAAGCAGCCUACCCUGAAACUCCAUGGAAACAAAGACUCUGUCUGUAAGCCCUGUCACAUGGCCCAGCUUGCCUCCGUCUGCGGCUCUGAUGGCCACACGUACAGCUCUGUGUGUAAGCUGGAGCAGCAGGCGUGCCUGAGCAGCAAGCAGCUGACAGUGAGGUGCGAGGGCCCCUGCCCCUGUCCCACGGAGCAGGCCACUGCCUCCAGCAGCGACGGCAAACCAGAGGCCUGCACAGGCCAGGAUCUGGCUGACCUAGGGGAUCGGCUGCGGGACUGGUUCCAGCUCCUCCACGAGAAUUCCAAGCAGAACGGCUCAGCCAGCGGUGCAGCUAGCCCAGCCACUGGGCUGGACAAGAGCCUGGGGGCCAGCUGCAAGGACUCCAUUGGCUGGAUGUUCUCUAAGCUGGACACCAGCGCUGACCUCUUCCUGGACCAGACGGAGCUGGCCGCUAUCAACCUGGACAAGUAUGAGGUCUGCAUCCGCCCCUUCUUCAACUCCUGCGACACCUACAAGGACGGCCGAGUCUCCACUGCUGAAUGGUGCUUCUGCUUCUGGAGGGAGAAGCCCCCCUGCCUGGCAGAGCUGGAGCGCAUCCAGAUCCAGGAAGCUGCCAAGAAGAAGCCAGGCAUCUUCAUCCCGAGCUGUGACGAAGAUGGCUACUACCGAAAGAUGCAGUGUGACCAAAGCAGUGGCGACUGCUGGUGCGUGGACCAGCUGGGCCUGGAGCUGACCGGCACCCGCAUGCACGGGAGCCCCGAUUGUGAUGACAUCGUGGGCUUUUCAGGGGACUUUGGGAGUGGUGUCGGCUGGGAGGAUGAGGAGGAGAAGGAGACUGAGGAAGCGGGCGAGGAGGCUGAGGAGGAGGAGGGUGAGGCAGGCGAGGCGGACGAUGGAGGCUACAUCUGGUAGAAGGCCCUGGGGAGCCGUGGCAGGCCAGGGUGCCCACGGCUGGGGAAGAUGGGCCAGCAGAGACCUGGACAGCAGCAGGUGAAUGGAUCCGGAAAAUCAGUCAGAAGGACCCUGGUUCCAACGGAGAAGACUGGGAGCGUGUGCAUAGCACGUGUGUGUCAAGUAUGGCUGGGAUGUUUGAGCGUGUGCGUGUGUGUGUGUGUGGCAUGCGCUGACAAAUGUGUCCUUGAUCCACACUGCUCCUGGCAGGGUGAUCACCCAAAGGCUCCUUCAGCCUCCUUGUAGUUAUUUUCUUUCCAACUGUUACACACACAUUUGCACAAAUACACCAACAACCAACAGGUCAAAAUUGAUGGCUUGAGACGCCUCCCAGCCCUGCCCUGACAGCCUGGGGUUCCUACCCUGCCUCCUCCUGGCCCUGCCUGCCUUUUCUCCCUCUCCACUUUGGGAUCAAGCUCCAGUUGGCUCUGGGAUCCCCAUCGCAGAGGGGAGGGAGGGCAGCAAGCUGACUACUGGCUGGGGAGCUCCCAGAGCUGGACCAAUUUAAGUUAGCCCUGACACUCCCACCAGGCUCAGAUGAGACAGACCGGGACACCCAGCACAGCAAACUCAGCCCACUGCUGAGUCCCCACACAGGAGAGAAGGUCUCCUAACCUAAGAGGAAAGGGAGGCUUACCUACCUGUCCAAGAUCCCGGGGGUGGAAGGAGCUCCCUCAGCAGGCGGUCUGCAGUUGUAGGUCCUGGGUUGAGUUUUAGGAGUGAAGAUGGACAGCCCUAAUGAAUACCAGACCCUGGAUAGCCUGGCCUGGCCUCAUGUGAGGCGGUGGUCCAGUUGGGGCUGCCCUCUUGGGGUGAGUGGGUGUGGUUCUGCCUGGCUUCUCCUUGGCCCAGCCCAGGAGUGCUAUUUCUGCCUCUGUCCUCCUUGCUGGGGUGCCCUUGCCCGCUCCAGGGAGCUGAGGACCAGGAGCAACAGGCGAGGGGCCUGGAGCUUGGCCAGAGGUAUGUGCCCACCUUCUUUCUGACCCCUUACCUAAAUGCUGCCCUCCUGACGGACCAAUAGAAAGACUUGUCCUGAGAUCUGGCAGAAGAAGGAGAUGCGGUUGUCUCCAUCUUUCCUCCUUAACCGAGAGGCCUUUCCCAGUCCCACUCCUCUCAGUUUGGGGUUUCCCACUGCCCUGCUUAGUGUCAUCUCAGGCUGCUGCAGCAGAGGGGUUCCCCAGGCCCCGACUGUGCCAGGGUCGUGAACAGCCAGGCAGCAGGGCAGGGUGGGGCAGCCAGGCUCUGAGGCCAGACCUUGCUGUUCCCCCAGUCUGACCAAGGGAGAGGAUGCCCCACGGGGCUUUUGUCACUGAGGUUUUCCCUGAUCUGUCCAGUUCUCCCUGUUGAAACAAAUUCCUUAAACACCUUUUCUGAAGAACUUCCUACUGGAACUUGGGCCUCUUCGGUGCAUGGCAAGUGUGUGUGUGCAUGUGUGUGUGAGUGAGAGUUCAUGUGUGUGUGUGCACGUGUGUGCAUGCAUGCAUGUGUGAGCGUUCAUGUGUGUGCAUGCAUGCGUGUG
Molecule: messenger RNA, 3217 nt
Organism: Tupaia belangeri chinensis (Chinese tree shrew)
Lineage: Eukaryota; Metazoa; Chordata; Mammalia; Scandentia; Tupaiidae
Gene: SPOCK2
Product: SPARC (osteonectin), cwcv and kazal like domains proteoglycan 2
Exons: 12
Coding region: 385-1659 (424 amino acids)
Biological process (GO): anatomical structure development
Molecular function (GO): collagen binding; protein binding; calcium ion binding
Source: RefSeq, a predicted model, not a curated record